UAAAAAGGUAUUCCAACGGUAACAUAUGAUUAUACAAGGGCAUUACAACUAUUGUGUUAAUGCAAUUAGAUUAAUUAGUCGAGUCGUCCAUAGGUGGAAUUAUAUUAUAAAUCUAAAUACUAAAGCGUUUCUAGCAGCACAAAACAAAAUCAAGAGCAAUGAUCGACCUCUACCAUUACACGCUUAUCAUCUUAUAUGGGGUUGUUACAUGUGUCGGCGGUUCGUUUGAUGCCAGCAUCAGUCAGAAAACCCAGCAUCCACUGGAAACACUGAUUGGUCAUAUUGACAAUGUGAACACAAACCUCCAAACACUAUCGCGAUCCAUAAGAAGCGCACAAUCGCACAUUGCAGCUAGACAAAUGGAAGAAUGUAACGUGAUGGGACCGAUGUCAGACUCAAUAUGCGACUUGCUGAUCCUCGACGAAAGGCUGAGGGCCGGGGAAGAUGUCCAGCAAGCCAUUCACUCUACUUAUGCCCCCGAAAAGCGUAAUGGUUAUCGAUUUCAUAAUGACCGAGAACGGACUAAGUAUGUUCAAGACUUGAUGCAAAAGCAGGAACUGCUAACUCGCUUGAAUGACCUUAUAGACACCUCCACGAACGUUGUUCAAACGAGCAGGAAACGGACGUGCAAUUUGAACCUUGGCUUCCACUGCCAGACGGAACAGUAUACAGACAUGGCGGAUAUGUACAAAUGGCUUCAGAGCGCCCUGAGUCCCGGAAAACGGCGCUAAAAUUCGCAUUGUCUUGUAUGCGAUGACAGCCUUUGUCGAUAAAGGCAAAUUAAAAUAUAUAUGUUCUAUAUUUGCAAAACACGAACGCACAGUCACGCAGUGUCAUUGGUAGGAUACUUUAUACGCAAUUCAAAAGCAUAAAAAACAAAGUAUUUUUAUGUUAGAAUGCAACGCAGUCGUUUUUAUGUGUGGCAAGAAUAUUUCUUAAACGAAAGAUAUAAACAGGACAGCCGAUCUUCAUCGCAUAUUAUGUCUUAAUCAAUUAAUAUCAUCCAACAAACUGCUUACGCAUGUUAAAUACUACAAAAUAAUGUUCGAUUCUAAAAUCGCAAUGCAUGUUAUAUAACAUGCCGACUAAGUUGUGCGUAGAUGACGAUUAUAAAUAAUGUUCAUCGCUCAUAUUUACUUAUUGUAAAUAAAUGCUCAUGAAUAAG
Messenger RNA from Dreissena polymorpha, 1165 nucleotides. RefSeq lists its product as uncharacterized. Lineage: Eukaryota; Metazoa; Mollusca; Bivalvia; Myida; Dreissenidae. The transcript is spliced from 6 exons. The record is from RefSeq and is a predicted model, not a curated record. The coding region runs from base 159 to 731 and encodes 190 amino acids.